This is a messenger RNA of Drosophila novamexicana, 1410 nucleotides long. RefSeq names its product aminoacylase-1-like. NCBI's taxonomy places the organism in Eukaryota, Metazoa, Arthropoda, Insecta, Diptera, Drosophilidae. Gene Ontology annotation, molecular function: aminoacylase activity. The record is from RefSeq and is a predicted model, not a curated record. The transcript is spliced from 4 exons. Bases 128 to 1333 code for a protein of 401 amino acids. Gene Ontology annotation, biological process: amino acid metabolic process. Gene Ontology annotation, cellular component: cytoplasm.
UUCAGAGCUCUUAUUUUUUGCUGGGAGCAUCUGUAGGCAACUGCCACAUCGUAGAGCAGAAGUGUAUUUUGAGAAUCGUAUUUUGUUUAAAUAAAUAAUUGUUUAUAAUUACACAAAUCCAAACAAAAUGAGCAAAGCCGAGUGGGAAAAUAAUGAAGAAAUUAAAAUCUUCCGUGAAUAUCUGCGCAUACCAACGGUUCACCCAAAUAUAGAUUACACCGCUUGCGUGGAGUUCCUAAAACGUCAGGCAGCCAGCCUGGAUCUGCCUGUGGAUGUUGUCUAUCCCGUCAACGAAGCCAAUCCUGUCGUGAUAAUGAAAUGGCUGGGCAAACAGCCCGAAUUACCCGGCAUCAUUCUGAACUCUCACACCGAUGUUGUGCCCGUAUUCCCGGAAAAGUGGACUCACGAUCCCUUCACCGCCGAUCUGGAUGACGAAGGUCGUAUCUAUGCGCGUGGCUCGCAGGACAUGAAGUGCGUGGGAGCUCAAUAUCUGGCUGCCAUUCGUGCACUCAAAGCUACUGGCUACCAGCCGAAGCGAACUGUCUAUUUGACCUUUGUGCCCGAUGAGGAGGCCGGCGGCUUUUUUGGAAUGCGUGAAUUUAUAAAGGGAGAUUACUUCAAAUCCCUUAAUGUGGGCUUAAGCCUGGACGAGGGAUCUUCCAGCUUAGACGAUUGCUAUUAUGUCUAUUUUGCAGAGCGUACCGGCUGGCAUAUUAGAUUUAAGAUCAGCGGAACUGCUGGUCAUGGUUCCCUAUUGUUGCCCAACACCGCCGGCGAGAAGCUCAACUAUAUUGUGAACAAGAUGAUGGGAUUCCGUGCAUCCCAGGUGCAGAAGUUAAAAGAUAAUACGAAGCUUUUCUUUGGUGAUGUGACCACUGUGAAUCUCACCCAAUUGACUGGUGGCGUGCAAAGAAAUGUGGUUCCUGCAAUGCUCGAGGUGGUCUUCGACUUACGCAUUGGCAUCGAUGUGGAUCUAGUUGCCUUUGAGCAGCAGAUACGCGACUGGUGCGAGGAGGCUGGUGGUGGCAUUGAGAUCGUCUUCGAACAGAAAGACGAAUAUAUACCGCCGACAAAGGUCGAUGCCUCAAAUCCGUACUGGACCGCAUUUGAGAAGGCAUUGAAUGAACUGAACCUUAAAUUCCGCACACAUGUCUGCCCUGGUAACACCGACAGCCGUUUCCUGCGCUCUGUCGGCAUUCCGGCCUUGGGCUUCUCGCCCAUGAACAAUACGCCCAUUUUGCUGCACGAUCACGAUGAAUAUAUACGUGCGGAUACCUAUCUGCAUGGCAUUAAGGUCUACACCAAGCUCAUUGCAGCUGUUGCCGAUGUGUGAUUUCAAUGAAUAUGCGUUAUUUAUUAUUUAUUAAUUUUUGAUAUAUAUGCAUAUAUAUUCAAAGAAUGUAUAUGAUG